AUGCUCCCCCUCGGCCUCUUGACAGCGGCACAAGGCCAUCCUAUGCUCGUGGAGCUGAAAAACGGCGAAACCCUCAACGGCCACCUCGUCAACUGCGACACAUGGAUGAAUCUGACACUAAAGGAAGUCGUGCAGACAAGCCCCGAGGGCGACAAAUUCUGGAGGUUGCCCGAAUGUUACGUGAGGGGGAAUAACAUCAAGUAUCUUCGUGUUCCGGAGGAGAUUAUCGACAUUGCACGAGAACAACAGCAACAUCAACAACAGCAUCGCCAAGAUGGCGGUCAGCGGGGGAGCCGUGGAGGCGGACAGGCAGGCCACACUGGUGGUGGCAGAGGGGCGGAGCGCGGCGGCCGUGGAGGCGGCGGGCAAGGACGGGGUGGUGGAAGAGGGCACGGGAGGGGUAGAGGGGGUGGCGGAGGUGGGAGAGGUCAGAGUUGA
Cladophialophora yegresii CBS 114405 is the source of this 438-nucleotide messenger RNA. RefSeq lists its product as uncharacterized. Gene Ontology annotation, cellular component: spliceosomal tri-snRNP complex; P-body; U6 snRNP. The record is from RefSeq and is a predicted model, not a curated record. Gene Ontology annotation, molecular function: U6 snRNA binding. NCBI's taxonomy places the organism in Eukaryota, Fungi, Ascomycota, Eurotiomycetes, Chaetothyriales, Herpotrichiellaceae. Gene Ontology annotation, biological process: nuclear-transcribed mRNA catabolic process; P-body assembly; spliceosomal snRNP assembly. The transcript has 2 exons. The coding region runs from base 1 to 438 and encodes 145 amino acids.